Molecule: messenger RNA, 3817 nt
Organism: Dunckerocampus dactyliophorus (ringed pipefish)
Lineage: Eukaryota; Metazoa; Chordata; Actinopteri; Syngnathiformes; Syngnathidae
Gene: dgkb
Product: diacylglycerol kinase, beta
Exons: 26
Coding region: 356-2710 (784 amino acids)
Biological process (GO): lipid phosphorylation; diacylglycerol metabolic process; intracellular signal transduction
Cellular component (GO): plasma membrane
Molecular function (GO): calcium ion binding; ATP-dependent diacylglycerol kinase activity
Source: RefSeq, a predicted model, not a curated record
CUUACCGCCUGCCGUGCUGAAUGCUAACGCGGAUGCUCCAUUCACCCGAGCGAGAAGAAGAGGAGGAGGAGGACGCAAAAAAUAAGGCUGGAGAGAAAACAAACAGCAAACCCUCUGACAUGAAGUGUGGGCUGCAGCCGCACCGCCGCCUCUUCUUCACGCUCCACAUCUGAUUACACACUCCUGCCUCAGUAUCCACUGGACCCAUCACCGGGUCGUCUCCGUUCAUCUGGAGGUGGACACAACUGGGAAUAUGACCGUGGACCUUCAUCUCCUCCCUCGGAUCUGCAGCAGCGUGUGAGGCGCCGCCCGUGUGUUGCUGUCUGGGGGGGAUGCUCACCGAGGCCUGAGCACCAUGAUGAGUGGCCAGGAUGCCUGGGUCACGCUGACCCCUGCCGAAUUUGCCCUCCUGCAGGAGUACGCUCAAUAUUCAACCAAGAAGCUGAAAGACGUGCUGCAGGAGUUCCAUGGCGAUGGCGUGCUGGCGAAGUACAAUCCUGAAGAGAAACAGGAAAUCCUCAGCCAGGAGAUUGACUUUGAGGGAUUCAAGGUCUUCAUGCAGACCUUCCUGGAGAGCCAACUUCCUGAAGACUUCUGUCAACACCUCUUCAUGUCCUUCAGCAACAAGGACCCCAAAGCCAGCCCGUCGUCCUCGGACAAGCCCAGAGUUGCUGGGCUCAAGCUGAUGAAAAGCAACUCCACCCCUCUGAAGAUAAGCGCCCUCCCCAGUCCAGAGAGCACAGUGCAGCUCAAAGACAUCGUGUGCUACCUGUCCCUCCUGGAAGGAGGACGGCCCGAGGACAAGCUGGAGUUCAUGUUUCGCCUCUAUGACACUGAUGGGAACGGCUCUUUGGACAGCUCGGAGCUGGAGCACAUCAUAUCCCAAAUGAUGCACGUGGCCGAGUACCUGGAAUGGGACGUGACCGAGCUCAAACCCAUCCUGCAGGAAAUGAUGCAGGAAAUCGACUACGACCACGACGGCACGGUCUCUCUGGAGGAGUGGAUACAAGGCGGCAUGACCACCAUCCCACUGCUGGUUCUGUUGGGUCUGGAGACGAAUGUGAAAGAUGACGGGCAGCACGUGUGGAGACUCAAGCACUUCAACAAGCCAGCCUACUGCAACCUUUGUCUCAACAUGCUCAUCGGCCUCGGCAAGCAGGGACUCUGCUGCUCUUUCUGCAAGUACACGGUCCACGAGCGCUGCGUGGCCCGCGCGCCGCCAUCCUGCAUCAAAACCUACGUCAAGUCCAAGAAAAACACAGAGGUAAUGCACCAUUUCUGGGUGGAAGGCAACUGUCCCACUAAGUGUGACAAGUGUCACAAAACCAUUAAGUGUUACCAGGGCCUGACUGGCCUCCACUGCGUGUGGUGUCAAAUCACGCUCCAUAACAAGUGUGCCUCCCACGUGAAGCCCGAGUGUGACUGCGGACCUCUGAGGGAUCACAUCCUGCCCCCCAACUCCAUCUGCCCCAUCGUGCUGGAACGACAGUCAACGCUGAGGAAGGACUCGCGGUGCAGCCAGUCGAGCCGGGGGAAGGUCCAGAGAGCCAACUCUGUCACGGUGGAUGGCCAGGGCCUGCAGAUCACAACAAUAGAGGGCACUCAUCCUCUGCUGGUGUUUGUCAAUCCGAAGAGCGGCGGGAAGCAGGGAGAGAGGAUCUACAGGAAGUUCCAGUACCUCCUGAACCCGAGGCAAGUGUACAACCUGGCCAAGAAUGGACCCAUGCCGGGGUUGAAUUUCUUCCGAGACGUUCCUGAUUUCCGGGUGCUGGCGUGCGGCGGGGACGGCACGGUGGGCUGGAUCCUGGACUUUAUUGACAAGGCCAACCUGGACCGCGACCCCCCCGUGUGUGUGCUCCCCCUUGGAACAGGAAAUGACCUGGCACGAUGUCUGCGCUGGGGAGGAGGCUACGAGGGCGAGAGCCUGCUCAAGAUCCUGCGGGACAUCGAGAACAGCAGCGAGGUGAUGCUGGACCGCUGGAAGAUCGACGUGACGUCCACGGACAAGGACGAGCGUGGCGACCCGGUGCCGUACAGCAUCGUCAACAACUACUUCUCCAUCGGCGUGGAUGCCUCCAUCGCGCAUCGUUUCCACGUCAUGAGGGAGAAGCACCCGGAGAAAUUUAACAGCAGAACAAAGAAUAAGCUGUGGUACUUUGAGUUCGGCACUUCAGAGACCUUUUCGGCCACGUGUAAGAAGCUCCACGACUUUGUGGAGGUGGAGUGUGACGGCGUUACUCUGGACCUGAGCAGCAUUUCCCUGGAGGGCAUCGCCAUCCUCAACAUUCCCAGCAUGCACGGUGGCUCCAACCUUUGGGGCGAGAGCAGGAGGAGGCGGGGCCACCGCAAGGCUGGAAAGAAAGGGCAGGACAAGAGGAUGCCGUUGACUGACCCGAAGGAGCUCAUGUUUGCAGUUCAAGAUCUGUCAGACCAGCUGUUGGAGGUUGUCGGGCUGGAGGGCGCCAUGGAGAUGGGUCAGAUCUACACGGGCUUGAAGAGCGCCGGAAGACGCCUCGCACAGUGCUCCUCUGUGACCAUCAGGACCAGCAAGUCGCUACCCAUGCAGAUUGACGGGGAACCUUGGAUGCAGACGCCAUGCACUAUCGAGAUUGUGCACAAGAACCAGGCUCGCAUGCUGAUGGGUCCUCAGCAGAGCCGGAGCUUCUUCUCCUCCCUGGUUAGAAGACGGCGAGCCGAGAGCAAAGACUGAUGGGUUGGAGUUGGCGGGCCUCAGAGUCCACGUAAGGAACCACGGAGCAGACCACACGGGCCACCCUGACUUUGCCCGCUUGAAGACGUGGACAAGCGAGGAGCGUCUUUGCCUGCUUGGUAGCUGAGAGUACGGUUAGGCAAACUGUAGGUUGUGUUUGUGUGUUGCUUCAGCCUGAAGACCAACUUUGACCCGCCAGCCAGGUGGGUUCCGGACCGGUGCAUAGUUUUUUUUAACACUGACUUGUUGGGAGUCCACUUGACUUGAAAAUGAAAGUGCUUUUUUUUUUUUUCUUCUUCUUCUUGUUGUGAACGGUGCCAUGUUGCCAACAGAGGAAUGUGUUUUGUCAUGAGCUUUCUACACAUCUUUUUAUUUAUUUCUACUUUCUACUUGGCUGCUGUCAUCUGCGAUUUAAACCUUUUUGCAGCAUUUGGUCACUUUGCCUUCCUCCUGCCAGUUGGUAUUGAUUGUUCAUCAAAAAUGCAUGCACGCCACUUCAUUUACAGCCAGUGCAUACUUUCUAUUGCAUGAGUGACACUUUUGGACACAUACCCCUCAGUUUAAACACAUCAUAUUGCAUCUACGGAGUGCCUAUUUAUUUUUUUCCCUCCAUACGGUGUUCAUUAUGACCAAUUAGGAGGAUAUAGGCGACCAAAAUGACUCUCCAUGCAGAUUUUCCAUUACAAGUUGUUUAUUAUUAUUCUGAGUGUCUUCUACUCAACACACAAUGUGUUCCUAAACACUACACACUUGAAUGUCCAUGUAUUUCAGUUCAUUUUCAACUACCUUCAUGUAUAUUAUGUUACAUUUUGCCACUGUUACUGACUGACCAAUUGAGCAGCAUGGCGUGCACCUGAUAAAUGUCGUCUUUGCACUCCUUGCAUGUUUUGAAGCAGUACUUUGGGUGGUUCAACACUAGCACCAGUGGGCCUGUUUGUUUUGUAUACAGCCAGUUUGUAUUUUUUAAAUGUUCCUUUUCUGUGUUAUACUCUUGGGGAAAAAAACCCCCACCAAUGUGUUGUUCUGCUUCAGAGGAAAAAAAUGCCUGCCGACAUCAACUGAGAUGAAGAAGAUAAUUAAAUUAAAAAACAAAAAGUACCUGUUUGA